AGGGUGAUGCGCGCAAGAAUCUGAAGGAAGAUGAGCCCACGUUAUUCCAGAGGCGGGCGGACAGCGAAAUUGCGUGUGUGUCUGAUUGUGUAGCCAGCUGGUAGGCACGUCUUUGCUGGGUUCCAGGACACGGCGGAUGGUGGUAUCCGUGUCUCGAUGCUAGGAAUGGAGGAAUUUGUCACCGACGAGGAAGAGCCAUGGUACGACCAGCAAGAUCUCGAAUCGGACCUCCACCUGGCAGCAGAGCUUGGGAAGACUCUGUUGGAGAGGAACAAGGAGCUGGAGGAUUCUCUACAGCAGAUAUACAUCACCAAUGAGGAGCAGGUGCAGGAGAUUGAGUACCUGGCUAAGCAGCUGGAGGUGCUGAGGGAAAUGAAUGAGCAGCAUGCUAAGGUGUACGAGCAGCUAGAUGGGACAGCCAGAGAACUGGAGCUCACCAACCGUACCCUGGUACUGGACAGCAAGGCCUCACAACAUAAGAUAGAGAGGUUGACUGGGACCAUUGAGACCCUGCAGACCCAGGUGGAGUCUCUCUCUGGGCAGGUGGAACAGCUCCACUCCCUGGAGCUGCUCAGGGUCCGGAGGGAGAAGAGGGAACGACGCAAAACCAUCGCCUCCUUCCCCUGCCUUAGGGAACUCUGCACCGCACCCAAGUAUGAGGAUGGGUUCGUGGUGGGCCGCUCAGACAGCUUCACCUCAGAGACUAAGCGCCAGCCAGCAGAGGAGGAGAACGAGCGUCUGAGAGAGGCGGUGUCGGCGCUGCGCUCGGCCGUGAGGGCGGAGCGGGGUCGCAGGGAGGGGGCGGAGAGAGAGUGUCACGUCCUCCUGGGGGAGUUCUCUCGUCUGGAGUCACGUGUGCUGGGUGCAGAGAGCUGCCAGGCACGGGUUCGUGAACUAGAGGCAGAGCUCCAGGAACUCCAGCAGCUCCGACGGGCGAGGACCCUCCUCCUGAGCAGCGAAGAUGACGGCGUGGGCUUCACCCAGACCCUUCUCAACAACACCCCCGAGACAGACACCCUGGAGGGGGAGGGAGGAGAAGUGGGUGGAGGGUUCAGGGAGGAGGGCGAGGGGGGAGGAGGCUUAGGUGGAGAGUCGUUACCUGCCUCCAGCCCCGUCAGGAAGAGCUGCAGCGACACGGCGCUGAACGCCAUCGUGGCCAGGGACGCAUCCGGGAGAAGAAGAGGGAGCUACGCGAUCCACGCCAACAGCGUCCGUAAGAGAGGGAUGUCCAUCCUGAGGGAGGUGGACGAGCAGUACCACGCUCUGCUGGAGAAGUAUGAGGAGCUGUUAAGGAAGUGUCGGCGCCACGAGGAGUCCCUGUGCCACGCGGGGGUGCAGACCUCGCGGCCCGUCUCCAGGGACCCAUCCAUGAAGGACUGUGCCAUGGGCCCCACCCCUGCACCCCCGCCCUCCCCCACCCAGUCCCCCUCCACCCCCGAGGUGAUGGAGAGCAUCAGUAAGCAGGUGGAGGCGGUAGAUAAACGACUGGGCCAGAGCACGCCAGAGUACAAAGCUCUGUUCAAGGAGAUCUUCUCUCGUAUUCAGAAGACCAAGAUGGACAUCAAAGCUACCAAAGCUACCAAAGCCAGCAAGUCUGGCAAGUCCAGCAAAUAAAUUCUGAUACUGGAUUGGUUUGGUAGUGCAGUGCUUUUUCCAUGCUCAAAGCGCUUGAGAUUAGAGGAGGAAUUUGCCUCGUACUCUACCGAUGUGUAGCACUCAUGAGUAAGCUUCUGUAUGGGGUCUGGUCUCCUGUCUGCUUCACACGAGGCUGCUGAGGGGAGAACGACUCAUAAUAAUGCCUGGGAACGGAGCAAAUGUAAUGGCAUUAUACUACUGGAAACCAUGUGUUAGAUGUAUUUGAUACCAUUACAAAUGAUUCUGUUUUCACAAACCUAAGGAACCUCCUGUGGACUGAUUCUGUUACUAUAGUUACCGAUCAAACAAUACACCACUUAAACCAAUCUAAUGCUAUUAGCAGCUGCCUAGCUUUGCCAGUGAGAUCUAACACAGCUGCCUUUUGCUACCGUUACACAGGUCACACAGGUAUGAUAACUGUCACCCACAACUUGUUGGACACCACUAUUGUCUGGGCUUGAUAUACCCAGCUGGUAAUACACUCUUGUCCCCUGACGACCAGUUCGUACAUUCUCCAUUCUCCUACUUAACUCAAUUUUAAGGUGGAAGAAAACAUACUUUCUUUAUGAAACACCAUUUUCCACCACCAUGCUCGAGUGACUAAUGCAACUUCCUGAUGUUGCACCCCCGCGUUCAGCCAGGGGUAAACAUUUUUAGGCUUUAGCCACUCCAGCAUGGUCCAUAACUCCAACCACCUUUUCCUUAUUAUCAUGAAUGUUAUAGUGUAUGUUGCAUUACUUUGACUUGUGUGUGUGUGAAAUACUCACGUUGUAAUGCCAUACCAUAUGGCAGGAGAAAAUGUACACAACAAUGAACCUGCAGUGUAAAGGAAAUAUAAUCGAUUAUACCUUGUAUUAUUACGUGUUUUACUUUUCUAUUAUUUCUCUGUUCUUUCUCUCUGCGUUGUUGGGAAGGGCCCGUGAGGAAGCAUGUUACUGUUAGUCCACACCUGUGGUUUACGACGCAUGUGACAAAUACGAUUUGAUUUAGAGCUGUCUUAACUCGAGGUCUUAAACUCGACUGAAGCUUCAAACCUUUACAGCAGCCACAGGAUUUGGCGUGAGAUCAGUGGUGUUGUGAAACUGUGGAUUGAGAAAAGAAAAGUUGUUACAGAGAAAUCAACUGAAUCAUUUCAACCAGAAAUGUGUUAUUGUUUUCUCCACAGUGUUAUAAUUAAGCAUUAAGGCACGAGGGGGUGUGGUAUAUUGGCCAUAUAUCACAAACCCUCUAGGUGCCUUAUUGCUGUUAUAAACUGGUUAUCAAUGUAAUUAGAGCAGUAAAAAUACAUGUUUUGUCAUACCCGUGGUAUACGGUCUGGUAUACCACGGCUGUCAGCCAAUCUGCGUUCAGGGCUCAAACCACCCAGUUUAUAAUGAGUCGUAUGUGCCAGGUACAAGCAGAGGCUAAUUUUUCUCCCAAGGUCACUCAAGUGUUGCUGAGGGAAGAAAAAGGGCAUGACGUCUUGUGGAGGCUAACUGUCAGUCUGUCAUAGCAGUGUUCCAUCCUGGUUCUGGAGGGUCGCAGCGUGUGCAGGCUUUUGUUCCAGCCCAGCAUUCAGGUUAACUGCUGGGCUGGGGGGGAAAAAGGCCUGCACAGCCUGAAGUGCUUCAGUGCAAGGAGAUAAUGACACUGUCAUAGCAAUGGUAACAGAACAUGUUCUAUAUUCUAAUAGGAGAGAACAAAAUGUUUCCUAACAGGGAGCCACUCAAAAGGGGACAUCCCAUUCUUAUGGAACAUUCUGACGAUGUCCUUUUUGAAGGCUCCUUGGCUUUCUCUGCACUGUAAUGUUUUACUGAUUGCACUUAAAAAAUGUUUAAAAAAACACGCAUUGCGUAUUUCUACAUUGAUAUUUACUUAGUAUUGCUUGUGUAUUUAUUCUGUUAUUGUGUGUCUCUGUGAGCAUUGAUUCAUGAUAACGACACUUAUCUGCCAAGGUGCCUAUAUGUGAUUGUAUCCAUUAUUGAUAAGCUGCAUCUUCAGAAUGAAAAUCAAGUCUCAUUUGUUUUGUUUAUUUAUCUACUCAACCUUUUGGGCUCCUGAGUGGCGCAGGCAUUGCAUGUCAGUGCUAGUGAUGUCACUACAGACACCCUGGUUCGAUUCCAGGCUGUAUCACAACCAGCCAUGAUUGGGAGUCCCAUAGGGCGGUGCACAAUUGGGCGGUGUAGGCCGUCAGUGUAAAUAAGAAUUUGGCCUUAACUGACUUGCCUAGUUAAAUAAAAAUGAAUUCAGAUGAAUGAGCAUAUUAUUAGUUUUAUGAGUUAGCCUAGUUAUUAGCCUUUGGCAUCACAGGUUUUGUCAUUGGGGCAAGCCACAUUAGCUCUCUCUUUUUGUGGCACUCUGUAUCAUUGACUUACAUGUCUGCUCUGUGCAAUUAAAGCAUUGGAAUGAAAA
Oncorhynchus keta (chum salmon) is the source of this 4026-nucleotide messenger RNA. RefSeq names its product cerebellar degeneration-related protein 2-like. The transcript is spliced from 7 exons. The record is from RefSeq and is a predicted model, not a curated record. Bases 157 to 1614 code for a protein of 485 amino acids. NCBI's taxonomy places the organism in Eukaryota, Metazoa, Chordata, Actinopteri, Salmoniformes, Salmonidae.